Molecule: messenger RNA, 1590 nt
Organism: Morone saxatilis (striped sea-bass)
Lineage: Eukaryota; Metazoa; Chordata; Actinopteri; Moronidae
Product: integrin alpha-3-like
Exons: 15
Coding region: 1-1590 (529 amino acids)
Biological process (GO): leukocyte migration; cell-cell adhesion; cell adhesion mediated by integrin
Cellular component (GO): external side of plasma membrane; integrin complex
Molecular function (GO): integrin binding
Source: RefSeq, a predicted model, not a curated record
AUGGACCUGGACCUGAAUGAGGACCUGGUUGAGGACAUGUGGCUGGGCGUCUCCGUGGCCAGUCAGGGCCGACCUGGAGGGCGGGUCCUGGCGUGUGGCCAUCGGUUCGUUAAAUUCUACGGAGAAUUCAAACUCAGACACAUGAUCGGACGCUGUUAUAUCCGUGGAAACGACCUGAAGUAUGACGACUCGGACAUGCACUGGCAGAACCCACACCAGCCCUGCAGUCACCUGGGUGAUGUCAGCCGUGAGGUCAUGUGUAACAUGGGGAUUUCUGCCUCCAUCACUCAGACUGAAGUCAUCGUCGGCUCACCUGGAAGCUACGAGUGGCAAGGUAACGUGCACGUCUCGUGGAUGAACCCGCUCGUUGAAUUCGACACCCAGAGGAGCUCCUUCCCCAACCUGAAGAAAAGAAGACACAUUUAUAUAGGAUAUUCGGUCACUCAGGCCCGUCGUCUUCUCUCUCAGGAGGAUGAAACCAUCGUAACAGGAGCUCCUAAGGACAGUAAAGAAGACGCUCUUGGCUCUGUGCUGUUGGCGGUCAAACGCUCUCAACAGCUGAUCGUUAACCAGACGCUGCGCGGCGAACAGAUGGGCUCGUACUUCGGUAACGCCGUGGCAACCACAGACCUCAACAAUGACGGGUGGAACGACCUCCUGGUGGGUGCUCCUUUUUACUUCCACCGUCAGCAAGAGUGGGGCGGGGCAGUUUAUGUUUACAUGAACGCGGGAGGCGGGUUCGACCCUCGGCCCAGCGUGGUGCUGAGAGGACCGGCUGGGUCGGCGUUCGGUAUGUCGGUUGCCGCCGCCGGAGACCUCAACCAAGAUGGCUUCCAGGACUUUGCGGUCGGAGCUCCUUUCCAUGAGACAGGAAGUGUUAUGAUCUGGAGCGGGAGCAGCGAGUUGGUCUCUACAGAACCGAGCCAGGUGAUCCGGGGCAGCAGGGUCUCUCCUGGGUUCAGGACCUUCGGGUACUCUCUGUCUGGAGGGGUGGACGUUGAUGGGAACAAAUAUCCAGACCUGCUGGUCGGCUCUCUGGACGCCACCGUGGCUCUGCUCAGGACUCGUCCAGUUGUUCAACUCAAUAAAACCCUCAGUGUUUCUCCGGACAUCGUCGACCCGAACAAUUGUGACUACUGCAUUCAGGUGGAGGUGUGUUUCUCCUACAUGUUCAGUGCCGGAGAGAAGAGCGACAGAGACAACAUCACCAUUCACUUCACUGUGACCGCUGAUGUCACCAGCCUCAAGCCCCGCCUCCUUUUCCGUGACAACAGGCAGAACGUGUACUCUGGUUACCUGUCGAUGCCGAAAAAACAGUGUGAAACCUUGAGAGUGGGACUGCUGAGUUCGAUCCGGGACAAAGUGGAACCUUUGGUGUUCUCUCUGAAUGUCUCGCUGUACGAGAAGCUUCCCAAGAAAAGAAACGGUGUACAGGACCUGAAACGCUUCCCUGUGCUGAACCAGACAUCCCGGCCCAUCAAAAGCCAGAUUCACAUCCAAAAGGCCUGUGGUUCUGAUAACCAUUGCCAUAGUAACCUGCAGAUGACGGCCCAGUUCACAGAUGAGAACCAGAGACCCUUCCCCACGUGA